Paramuricea clavata is the source of this 3125-nucleotide messenger RNA. The record is from the annotation of a GenBank genome assembly. Lineage: Eukaryota; Metazoa; Cnidaria; Anthozoa; Malacalcyonacea; Plexauridae.
GGCAAGGGCGUCGUGAGCUCUGCAUAAUGAAGCCUUCGAAAGAAUAUAAAAGGUGCGAGUUUCAUCAGUUCGUCACUUCAUCUUUGGUCUUCAUGAAAGAAAGAGUUGGAGGAUAACUUAAAGAACAAUGAAGAAUAUUGCACUGUUGUGUUUCCUUUUGGUGGCUUCAGCCUGUGUGCUUGGUACGUAUGAUAUGAAUGUAUUUAAUGUUUCUAAUGACUGUAUUGUGUGAAUCAAUUUUAAUUAAAAACCCAACCACUUAUCAAAGGUGCUUUUCCAGCCUCAGACCAUUUGUUAGUGCAUUAGUCUACCAAAUGAGAUACGUAGUCAAGUUGCCUCGCAACUGUUUUAAGGCAAAUACUAAAUUUGCAGACCCAAAUCUUGACCUCCGUACUGCGAACAACUUUGGCUUGAGAUAAUUUAUUUCAUUAUUUUCCCAACAAAGUUGCUCGCGCUGAUGAUGAGACAACAGCUGUCGAUUCUUCCAAGAUGGUGGAUCAGCAAGAGACACCUGAUGUGAUGGCUGACGAAGAACAAACGGAAGCUGACGAAGCUGAAACGAAAAACAACGAAGUCGAGACUGAAAGUGACGAAAAAGAGACGGAAGAUGACGGUGCGCAAGAAGAUGACGAUCCGCAAGAAGAAGACAGUGCGCAAGAAGACGAACAGUUCGAAGAAGAUGAAGGUAAACCAAUAUUUCUAAUAUUGCGAACGUUAUGGCUAUGUAGUUUUGAGAACUCAAUUUUAAUUGAAAGAGCCUGGUCAUUGAGAACAAAUUCUGUCCAAAUUAUGGAUAAUUCUUUCCAUCAGUAAGUAGAAAUGACACUAGCAGCACAACGUGCAUGCAGGGGCGAAAGUAGCACAUUUUAAAUAAGGGGUGUCUAGUAGAAUUGCCCUGCCAAAACCAAUGAUGACCUGCAGCCUGAAAACCCAGCACUAAUACAAUACAUCACUAAGCUACGUGUAUAAUUGAACUGCCGAUGCCAAUGUACAUGCAUACGCACUGCUUAUUGUUGCAAGCUGUAAAAAGUUACUUAAUAACUCUAUAUUCUAUCACUUAAAAUCUUUCUGAAAAUUAUCUGCUGUAAUUCAAGUCAAGAGAAAUUAGUAUAAAAUUUACACUCAAAAUUUCCAUUCGCAAAUCCUCCAACAUAUAAUACUAUUUAGUUCCACAACACUUACUGGAGUUUCCUUUCUUUCGAUACGACACUGCACAAAAAGCGUUUGAUAGCGCAGAAAAAUAUAGAGAAUAUAGUUAUGUAGCAAGGCUGAAUAAAUAAAUUAACAAACAAUUGAAAAAAUAUGCUUCUUUCUAUAGACGAAACAACCGAUAUCGCAGAUGAUGAGCCCGAGAAACGAGGUCAGUGUUUUUCCAUUGUUACCAUAUUAUAUUUCUAAAAUUAUUUUCUAAAUUUAGUCUCUUUGUUGAAAUAUUUGUUGAAAGGAUUAGUGAACCACAUGGUGAAUAGCAAGACAAAUAUGAAAAUAAAAAUUUUCCAGUGUGAUAUAGACAUUGAAUUUUCACCAAAAAAAAUUUUCAACUUUAAACAGAUAUCACACUUUUUUGUCCACAGUCAGAGUUACUAACAUGGAUUUUUGCAACUAAAUUGUAUUUCAGAUCUAAUUUUCUAAUUUGAUCUGAAAUAUAUAAAAUUGACGUACGAUGGGUCAACGUGGCUGAAGGAGUCAGUGAGUUCCAUUCUCGCAAUAUCCUUGUGAGGAACUUUAAUCCUUUGAGUAUCUCCAUUAGCAAGAACAGUAUUUUUGUAUUCAAUAUUCAAUUCAACCAUCAGUUCUCCUAACAACUAGGAAAGUGGUGUUUCUAAAUUAUUCUGAUUAGGUAAAAGCCCACUAGCAUCCUAAAGCUGUAUUAGACUCACACGAUUGUAAUCACAUGACCAGAUCAGUUUCCAUAGUUCCAAAUCACCAAUGCUUGUUUAGCUAUCAUCCUCUGUUUCUAUUUUCUGACCUCAACAACAUUGACACAAGGCUUAAUAAAGCUUUAUUUGUAAGAAUUCCCUACAAUGUGGUUUAUAUAUUCAGGUUGGGCAUGCAGACGAUACAGGAAAGGUAGACGUUGGUGUAAGGCAUGUGGAUGCCGCCGUGUAUGCAAAGCCAAAGUGUGCCAUCGACGUGUCUGCAGACGAGUGAGAUGUACCAGGAGAGUAUGCCGUAGGGUGAUCAAAUACAGAAUCGUUAGAUACAAAUACCGCAACCCUCAUUACUACGGAUAUGGGAGACGUCGUUACUUGUGGAGAAUCAAAAAGAUUCCAUACAGAGUUCUCGUCUGCAAACGUGUGCGAAGUUUCUGCACAAAAUGUUACAACCGACGUUAUCAUUGCGGUCGUGUUUGCAGAAAUGUGUGCAGAUACAGAAAGGUAAGUAAUGUGUUAAUGAAUGCUUAAAUCUUUCUCCUAUUCCACAUAGUGGCCUAGUAUGUGCAUGAACUACUGUCGUUGGAUAUUUGAACCCAAAGGUGGAGAUGCUCUAAAAAAGGAGAGUCUCAUAUUCGAUCCUGUGCGUGUAUGUGUUCAUGUGAGGGGGAUGAGAGAUGCGGUCAAUAGUUCCAUUAUUUGCAGCUAAUAUGACGGCCGCAAUUCAUGAGAGAUUUGAUUUCGACUAAACGUGUCUGAUUGAUCAACAAUAUAGCUAGCGCCGUAGUGGGAAUCAAGAGUCUUAAUAUUUCCUUGUAAUACGUUCCAGAAAAUUUUUUUCCCAUCUGAAUAUUUACGGAUGGUCCUCCGUGCUAAAUUCUCUCAAGUCGUUUGUUCGUAAUAUAUAUAAUGGAAGGAAGUUCAACCAGGAAUGAAGUUAAACUUAUUGUACAAUAGUAUCAUCUUUGAACCCCUUGCGAAACGUAUAUUUACCAUUACGUAUAAUUCUAAAUAUUUUAACUACUGUAUGGCUUUCUGUUAAAUUAUUUGCUAUUUUUUCUAGUGCCGAGCAUCCUACUACGGAUAAACUACGUCAUACCUACAAGAAUACCUGGCUAAGAAAGGAUAUAUCUCCAAGUAGAUAACUCCAAAUUUACUAGAAAUACAACAUGUAGUUAAAAGAUGUGAACAUUUCUCGGAAUUCUCUUUUUAAAAAUAAACUUAGUUUGCAAAUUACGUGUGAUUUUCAUU